AUGAAGCUCACAGUGAAGACUCUGAAAGGGAGCCAUUUCGAAAUUAGGGUUCAGCCCUCCGACACUGUUAUGGCUGUCAAGAAGAAUAUUGAAGAUGUACAGGGCAAAGAUAAUUACCCAUGUGGACAGCAAUUGUUGAUUCACAAUGGCAAGGUUUUGAAAGAUGAAACUACAUUGGUUGAGAACAAAGUCUCUGAAGAUGGCUUUCUUGUUGUUAUGCUCAGUAAGAGUAAAGCGUUGGGUUCUGCUGCAGCUCCAUCUAUUCAGCCUGCUAGCAAUCCUGCUACAACUGUAUCAACAUCCAAUUCCAACCCUGCUUCUGAUCCUCCAGUGCAAACUCAGGUUGCAAACAACAGUAGAUCUAGCACAGAUGCCCCAACUACUAAUGUUUCCUCAGAUACUUAUGGUCAGGCUGCUUCAAAUUUAGUUGCUGGCAGUAAUCUUGAGCAGACUAUUCAACAAAUCGUGGACAUGGGUGGUGGCAAUUGGGACAGAGACACAGUUAGUCGUGCUCUUCGUGCAGCUUAUAAUAACCCAGAGCGUGCUAUAGAUUACUUGUAUUCUGGAAUACCUGAAGCAGCAGAAGUUGCUGUGCCAGUUCCUCAGUACCCAGGUAGUCAAACAACUGAAACAGCUGGGAUUACUGCUGGAGCAGUUCCUGUAGGACCUAAUUCAUCUCCCUUAAAUAUGUUCCCUCAGGAGACAAUUUCUAGUACUGGUGCCGGGCUUGGAUCACUGGACUUCCUUAGAAAUAAUCCCCAGUUUCAAGCAUUGCGUUCAAUGGUGCAAUCCAAUCCACAAAUUCUACAGCCUGUGCUUCAGGAACUUGGUAAGCAGAAUCCCAGUCUUUUAAGACUGAUUCAAGAACAUCAUGGGGAGUUUCUCCAGUUGAUAAAUGAACCUGUUGAGGGUUCUGAAGGAGAUAUGUUUGACCAGCCUGAGCAAGACAUGCCUCAUGCCAUCAAUGUGACUCCAGCUGAGCAGGAAGCAAUUGGAAGGCUUGAGGCUAUGGGAUUUGAUAGAGCCUCGGUGAUAGAGGCAUUUUUGGCUUGUGACCGUGAUGAGCAAUUGGCAGCCAACUACUUAUUGGAGAAUGCUGGAGACUUUGAGGAUUAA
Molecule: messenger RNA, 1116 nt
Organism: Sphenostylis stenocarpa
Lineage: Eukaryota; Viridiplantae; Streptophyta; Magnoliopsida; Fabales; Fabaceae
Source: the annotation of a GenBank genome assembly